This is a messenger RNA of Colletotrichum scovillei, 3959 nucleotides long. Its product is annotated as WD domain-containing protein. Gene Ontology annotation, molecular function: protein binding. The transcript is spliced from 2 exons. NCBI's taxonomy places the organism in Eukaryota, Fungi, Ascomycota, Sordariomycetes, Glomerellales, Glomerellaceae. Bases 857 to 3844 code for a protein of 995 amino acids. The record is from RefSeq and is a predicted model, not a curated record.
CCGCCCGCCGCCGCCGCCGCCGCCGCCGCCUCUCGCCUUCCACACUCCGCUGCCUUGUCUUGCCUGCCACUGCCUUGUGUUCACCUUGCUCACCUGAGCUGUCACCUAAGGUAAUUAUCGGGCAGGUCUGGAUCGCUUACCUGCAUCCGUAAUUAUUGCCCUGCCUGCUUACCACACGGCGGCACCCAGGCAUCUUCAACCAACAACGGCCAAGCGCUCCCGCUGCAUUUCCACCCGCCGUGCCGCCCCCGGUCAGCCCAGCAUCCAAACAUCCAAGCAUUCAACCCGCCGUUCAACAUCAUCCAACCAACCCUUCCUUUCCCCCAAUCCAACUCUCCAUCUCAAUCCAAAAUCUCAAUCCCACUAUUUUCCCACCCCACACCCUGUUCCAUCUCCUCUUCUCUUUGCCUGCCUUGCUUCUGCUGUUGCAUCGACACUCGCAGCUUUCAAGCCGCACCCGUUCCUUGCUUUAUUUUCUGGAUGCGACACAACUAAGACAACAUUCUACACCUACCAUUGCAUCACCGCCAAUAAGUAACCACGCCCAUCAAAGGAACCCUAGCCGCCUUGCAUCACGUCGCCCAAAGACUACCCUGGAUAUCAGUCCGCACAUAGUCUCACUUGCCUCUCUCUCCCGCCGCAUACUCUCGACCAAGAAGACGACGACCACUACCACCACGAAGCAUUCCAGAGAAGCCAAUCGACCGUAGUCCACCCCGCGACCGAGCACGAACCCCUUCUGCCCCUCGCCCGCAUGGCCCGCGACUGCGCAUACCUUUCCAUUAGAGAAGAGCCGUAGAGACCGAGUCCUGCGCGACAUCUCCAUAACCUCCCGAACUACACACACUCGCCAGUCAUGUCUGCCUUUACCUCACAACAGCCCGACGAAGGCUACUCCGAAGACCCUCUGAACCCUAGCUUCAGCGGCACCCAGGAUGUCUCGGCUUCGCGUCCACCUGCAGACCUGCCCGCCUGGCUUGCCCAGCAUCUCCCCGGCCUGUCCACCUCUGAAAAGACUGAGCUUGCUAUAGCACUCCUCGACCAGCUACCCACAUCGACCAUCGUCGAAAUCGUCGAGCGUCUACACCCUCGCAUGUACAUCAACUUCGUUCACUACUUGCCGACAGAAGUCUGCCUGAAGAUUCUCGGAUACCUCGAUCCUCUCUCUCUCAUCCACGUCGCCAAGGCUUGCCACGCCUGGCACGAACUGGCCCUCGACCGCAAGCUAUGGGAAAAGCUGUACAACAUGGAGGGCUGGAAGGCCAUCUACUCGGAAGUCAACAAGUGGGAAGAAGACGCGAACAAACCCCAGAACCAAUCUCCCAGCUCUCUCCACAGGGUUCGAUCAUGCGAGGACGGCCACACGCACAAGAAGCGCGCGAUAUCCGAAGACAACGAUCUCGAGAUGACGGACGCCGGGGCUUCGGUCACCAGGGAAGAUUCGAUGAACUCAAUCAUGGGUAACAGCAUCUUUGGCAGCCCUGCCUCGUCAUUCGGCUUCUCUCGGAAUUCAGCUACGCCGCAACAUGGAGAUAUGGAUCUAGACAGGUCGGCUUCGGGGUCCACACGUCGAAGUACGGAGAGAAAUUUCGGCGUCGACACCAAGGGCAAGGGUAAAGCAUCGCCUAUGCUACGGGCCGCUCUUGUCAAGGAAGACUCGCUGCCGCCCAUGAUGUCCACCGACGCUCUCGGCAGAAUCUCGCGGUCGUCACUAUGGUCCUGGGACGCACCUAGCCGACGGUACAGGCUCGACUGGAAGUAUCUAUAUACGAUGCGCUACCGCCUGGAGCAAAACUGGGAGCUGGGCAAGUUCACCAACUUCCAGCUGCCCCACCCGGAUCACCCGCAAGAAGGCCACCAAGAGUGCAUAUACAGUCUGCAAUUCGACAGCGAAUACCUCGUCAGCGGUAGUCGUGACAAGACCCUUCGUAUCUGGAGUCUGCACACCCAGCGAUUGUUGAGGCCGCCCCUGGAAGGCCAUACUGGAUCUGUUCUCUGCUUGCAGUUCGAUGCGGACAAGGACGAAGAUUUGAUCGUCUCUGGAAGCAGUGACUCCAACGUCAUUCUGUGGAAGUUUUCAACAGGACAGAUGAUUCAAAGGCUCAAGAAUGCUCACUCCGAGUCGGUUCUCAACAUCAAAUUCGACAAAAGGAUUCUGGUCACAUGCUCAAAGGACAAGACUAUCAAGAUUUUCAACCGCCGACCGCUCAAAUACGGUGAUCCGGGCUACGGUGACGGCGAUGUCGUCUUCAACGCCCCGAAACGCGUCAGAGACUACGGAUACGGCAACCCCAUGGACGACCUGCCUCUCAAGCCUGCGUAUAGCCUUAUUGGUUCUCUGGACGGACAUGGAGCGGCUGUCAACGCCGUUCAAAUCCAUGGCAACGAAGUGGUGUCAGCCAGCGGUGACAGAAACAUCAAGGUCUGGGACUGGACAAAGCAGGUCUGUAUCCGGACAGUCGUUGGCCAUAGUAAGGGCAUUGCCUGCGUGCAGUACGACGGUCGGAGGAUUGUUAGCGGCAGCAGCGACAACGAGGUCAAGGUGUUUGACAGGUUCACGGGUCUCGAAGUCGCCAGUCUGCGCGCGCACACGAACCUUGUGCGAACGGUCCAGGCUGGUUUCGGCGAUCUUCCUUACAGCGCUGAAGAGGAUAAGGCUGAGGCCAAGAGGAUUGACGAGAUGUACUUUAAGGCGGUAGCUGAUGGAGUCGUCAGCCCCUUUAGCGAUCAUGGCAGUCGCCGUGGUCGUGCCCAGGCCCGUAACGCGGGUAGUCAACGACCGGAGGACAUUACGGCGUACGGUGCCAUUCUUCCUCCCGGCGGCGGUGGCGGCAAAUACGCUCGCAUCGUGUCUGGCUCCUACGACCAGAGUAUCAUCAUCUGGCGCCGUGAUAAGGAGGGCGUUUGGAAGGACACGCAACACCUGCGUCAGGAAGAGGGAGCUGCGGCAGCCCAAAGUCAAGCUCAAGCUGCGGCGAGAGCGGCUUCGCAGCUCACCGCACAAGAGAUGCUGGCAAACUUGGAGUCAGCCUCCUCGUCCACGGCGCGCGGCACUCGGGGAUCUUCUCCCAGGACAACCGUCGACAGUCCCAUUAUUGCCACCAUCACACCCGAUUCGGCACAGGCUUUUAUGAACCUGAUUGAUGCGGUUGUGCCUCGGGGACCGACGCAGCUGCGCCAGGCUUUGCAUCACUACCCGACGAUGCUGGUGUACAAUUCACAUAUUCAGGCUGCCAUUAGCAGAGACCCAAACCCGCGCAUCAGAGCCGACCUCCGCAAUGUACUCAAUGCUGCCCUUUUGGAGACGCAACUCAACCAGUCGCGCCGUCUUAUGGCGAACCGCGAGGCGCAAACAAUUGAUCCGCCAUCGCUGCCACCCUUGAAUGGAUUCGCUCCGUCGUCAAGCACACAGGUCCAGCAGCCGAAUCUUGCCAGAUUUCAUAUGGAAGUUCUGCGCCAGCGACAGGCUCAAGAACAAGAAGCUGCUGCCGCCGCCGCCGCCGCCGCUACACCCGCCGCCGGACCUGCGACGCCCCAGGUGCAAGGACAUUUACACAUCCAGGGACAAGCUCAGAAUCAAGCACAGCCGACGCAGCCCGGAGCACCCGUUCAGACUCAGGCGACGCCGGUGCCGGUACAAGGUGCGCAAAACCCUGUGCCGGACGCGGCACACCACCCGCACAUUGCCAACGGCGACAACGGCCCAGCGAGGGUGUUCAAGUUGCAAUACGAUGCCCGCAGGAUCAUUUGUUGUAGUCAGACGAGUGUCAUUGUGGGCUGGGACUUUUGCAACAACGAUUCGGAGUUGGAGGAGGUUGCGCGGUUCUUUGGGACGGUGGAGUAGAGGUGGACGACGUAGCGUGUUGGAAUAGCAGUAGUAGUAGCAGCAUCUCACUGGCAUAGCGAAUCGUAUCGGCAGAGGGAGGACUCAUUGGUUUUACUUUCGGGAAGAAGAGGAG